UCCUAUAAAGCAGAGAGAAGAAAAUCCUCCUGUGACUUUAAGGUCUUCUCUGAUGUAGAUGGAUCAGCAUUAGUACCCUAACCUGUCGUAAGCAUUUCUUUGAGAUUUUUAUUUCCACACCAUGGAGUUACAAAGUCUGGGAAUUUUUCUCAUCACCCUGAUGGCUUUCUCAGUAGCACAGAACACAGACACCACCACAGUGAUGCCUGAGAAUGACACCUCCACCACGACUGUCUCACCAGACAGUGGCACCACCACCAUGGUGCAAGAUAACAUCACCACCACUGUAAUGCCAGAGAGCAUCACCACCACCAUGGUGCAAGAUAACAUCACCACCACUGUAAUGCCAGAGAACAUCACCACCACCAUGGUGACCGAGAGCAUCACCACCACUGUAAUGCCAGAGAACAUCACCACCACUGUAAUGCCAGGGAGUACCACCACCACUGUAAUGCCAGAGAACAUCACCACCACUGUAAUGCCAGAGAACAUCACCACCACCAUGGUACCAGAAAGUGAUACCACUACUGCAAUGCCAGAGAGCAUCACCACCACUGUAAUGCCAGAGAACAUCACCACCACCAUGGUGCCAGAAAGUGAUACCACUACUGCAAUGCCAGAGAACAUCACCACCACUGUAAUGCCAGAGAACAUCACCACCACUGUAACGCCGGAGAGUAACACCACCACUGUAACGCCAGAGAACAUCACCACCACUGUAAUGCCAGAGAACAUCACCACCACUGUAACGCCAGAGAACAUCACCACCACUGUAAUGCCAGAGAGCAUCACCACCACUGUAAUGCCAGAGAACAUCACCACCACUGUAAUGCCAGAGAACAUCACCACCACUGUAAUGCCAGAGAGCAUCACCACCACUGUAAUGCCAGAGAACAUCACCACCACUGUAAUGCCAGAGAACAUCACCACCACCAUGGUACCAGAAAGUGAUACCACUACUGCAAUGCCAGAGAGCAUCACCACCACUGUAAUGCCAGAGAACAUCACCACCACCAUGGUGCCAGAAAGUGAUACUACUACUGCAAUGCCAGAGAACAUCACCACCACUGUAAUGCCAGGGAGUACCACCACCACUGUAAUGCCAGGGAGUACCACCACCACUGUAAUGCCAGAGAACAUCACCACCACUGUAAUGCCAGAGAACAUCACCACCACUGUAAUGCCAGGGAGUACCACCACCACUGUAAUGCCAGGGAGUACCACCACCACUGUAAUGCCAGAGAACAUCACCACCAUUGUAAUGCCAGAGAACAUCACCACCACUGUAAUGCCAGAGAACAUCACCACCACCAUGGUACCAGAAAGUGAUACCACUACUGCAAUGCCAGAGAGCAUCACCACCACUGUAAUGCCAGAGAACAUCACCACCACCAUGGUGCCAGAAAGUGAUACUACUACUGCAAUGCCAGAGAACAUCACCACCACUGUAAUGCCAGAGAACAUCACCGCCACUGUAACGCCAGAGAACAUCACCACCACUGUAAUGCCAGAGAACAUCACCACCACUGUAAUGCCAGGGAGUACCACCACCACUGUAAUGCCAGGGAGUACCACCACCACUGUAAUGCCAGAGAACAUCACCACCAUUGUAAUGCCAGAGAACAUCACCACCACCAUGGUACCAGAAAGUGAUACCACUACUGCAAUGCCAGAGAGCAUCACCACCACUGUAAUGCCAGAGAACAUCACCACCACCAUGGUGCCAGAAAGUGAUACCACUACUGCAAUGCCAGAGAACAUCACCACCACUGUAAUGCCAGAGAACAUCACCACCACUGUAAUGCCAGAGAACAUCACCACCACUGUAAUGCCAGAGAACAUCACCACCACUGUAAUGCCAGAGAACAUCACCACCACUGUAAUGCCAGAGAACAUCACCACCACCAUGGUGCCAGAAAGUGAUAUCACCACUGUAAUGCCAGAAAGUGAUACCACCACGAUAAUGCCAGAGAACAUCACCACCACCAUGGUGCCAGAAAGUGAUACCACCACUGUAAUGCCAGAGAACAUCACCACCACCAUGGUGCCAGAAAGUGAUACCACCACUGUAAUGCCAGAGAACAUCACCACCACUGUUCCUUCUCCACCCGUAUGA
Messenger RNA from Hemibagrus wyckioides, 2116 nucleotides. Its product is annotated as mucin-2-like. The transcript has 3 exons. The coding region runs from base 122 to 2116 and encodes 664 amino acids. The record is from RefSeq and is a predicted model, not a curated record. NCBI's taxonomy places the organism in Eukaryota, Metazoa, Chordata, Actinopteri, Siluriformes, Bagridae.